AUGCCGAUGAUAAUAAGGUCGCUGACAAUCGAUUUGGACGAUGAUGUAUUACAAAUUCUGGGAGAUGACCCCUCGUCGGCCACAAUAUAUGGCAAAGAGGUACGUGCAGAAAUAGCUACCCGUUUUACACAUGUAGCCAUAGAAGGUAUAACUAAAGAAAUCCGUAAAGACCUCCUUAGUAAAUACCUAAUACCUGCUAAUUGCGUGAAAAUAGGCGCGCCAAAGUUAAACCCUGAGAUCAAAGCUGCCAUCUCAGAAAAUUUUGCUAAACGAGACAAAGGCAUCGAGUCCAAGCAAAAGGAAAUGGCUUGCGCAAUAUCUUGCCUUAGCGAAAUAAUUACAUCGCAAUUAAAUUCGACAGAGAAAAAUAACGACCUGUUACAAAAACUUAUAGACCUCGGUCGUAUUUUGUGCGAUUUACAAUACGCAGACAGCGUAACCAGACGCAAUUUUAUACUUUUCUCAUUGAAAAAAGAUCUCAAAGACCAUCUGGUGAAUACCAAGAUAGACACUUGCCUAUUUGGCGAAAACUUGACGGAAACGCUUAAAUCAGCGAAAGCCAUGAUUAAAUCCGGCGGAGAGAUAAAAGCUCCUGUUCCUAAGCAACCCGUAGCGCAAUACAGGAGGGUGAAAUCCAGUGUGUCGCGGCCUUUAAACCGCCGAGGCCCAGCGCCGCGUAGGCCGCCGCCGGGCCCGCCGCCGUCGGUUCCGACUCCGAGGGGUCGCGCGCCUGCUCCCCGCGCGCCGCCGCCCCAGCUCCCCCCGGCGCCGCCCGCGCGCUACUACAGGCCGUCGUACGCUCACCAGCCCCCUCCGCGUCACUACUACUAG
Messenger RNA from Cydia splendana, 831 nucleotides. RefSeq lists its product as uncharacterized. The transcript has a single exon. Bases 1 to 831 code for a protein of 276 amino acids. NCBI's taxonomy places the organism in Eukaryota, Metazoa, Arthropoda, Insecta, Lepidoptera, Tortricidae. The record is from RefSeq and is a predicted model, not a curated record.